Molecule: messenger RNA, 2102 nt
Organism: Capsicum annuum
Lineage: Eukaryota; Viridiplantae; Streptophyta; Magnoliopsida; Solanales; Solanaceae
Product: ubiquitin carboxyl-terminal hydrolase 27
Exons: 10
Coding region: 165-1922 (585 amino acids)
Biological process (GO): protein deubiquitination
Cellular component (GO): nucleus; cytosol
Molecular function (GO): cysteine-type endopeptidase activity; cysteine-type deubiquitinase activity
Source: RefSeq, a predicted model, not a curated record
AAAAAAACAAAAAGGGGGAAAACGAAGCGCCACCUUGAGCGAGUGGGUUUAAUUAACUUGCAGCCACCCUCUGUGGGCGUUACAAUCUACUCUUUGAAUUCUUACUAAUCCCUAUUGUAUUCUUCCUAAAGAUUAACUUGCAAUUUUCAGAUAUUGUCAAAAUUAUGAAAAUUGAUGAUUCUUGUACACUUGUAAACAAAUUCAAACAUGCAUUUAAUCCUCAUUGGGUUACUGCUAAUGGAGUCAAAGUUAAAGUCUCAGUUGUUGCUACUUUACUCAGUAUUGUUGUUGGUUUCAUUUUUGCAAUUAAAGAUAGCAGCAAACUCAGAAACCUCAUCAUGGCAUCACACAAAAGUAGUAGUUCAACAAAUCAUUUGGUAAUUCCUGGAUUGCAAAAUCUUGGGAAUAAUUGUUUCUUGAAUGUUGUUUUACAGGCUUUAGCUAGCUGUAAGAGUUUUAGCAAAUUUCUUGAGCAAGCUGUGGAGGAAAAUGAGGGUACAUCAAUGGAAGGAAGUAGAGAGUUUCCAGUUAUUGCUGCUUUGGCUUCGCUUGUAGAAGAAUUAUGUAUUGCGCGAGAUGCAAGAGCUGUUCUAAGUCCAAGGAGAUUGAUGCAUGCUAUGACUAGUCACAUUCCUAAUUUCAAUCUAACUAGCCAGCAGGAUGCAGAGGAAGCACUCUCCCAUCUUUUAUCUUCGUUAAGAGCCGAACUGUCAGAAUCUUAUGUUCAUGAUCACAGCUCUUUGGCAGAUGCAAUUGCACUUCCUAAUUGUAGGAUUGUUACACAACGCAUGCAAGGAGAAAGUGAACUAGAGAGAUGGAGGCAAAGUUUUCUUGGGCCUUUUGAUGGGAUUCUUGGCAGCUUUUUAACCUGCCAAAGUUGUUCCUUUCAGAUCUCUCUGGAUUUUCAGUUGUUUCAUAGCUUGCAUCUUGUGCCAGUGUCAAGCAGCAGUGGGGCUAUUAUGCCUGGGUGUUCCGUGGAGCAUUGCCUGAAGCAGUUCUUUGUUGCAGAACAACUUGAACACUAUAAGUGCAGCCAUUGUUGGCAUACUGCUGCCGUAAAGUAUGUCUCUGCCAUGGACGAAAAUGAGGCUAUUGUUGAAAAACUUAAGCUGUGCAACGAAGAAAAUUCAUGUGAUUGCAAAGAGCUAGCGUGCCUUGCAAGAUUUCCAUGGUCAAAUAGCUUCUCACGCACUUUCAAGCAAUUCAGUAUUGGCCGGAGUCCUAAGGUUCUAUGUCUUCAUUUACAACGCGCUUCUAUAAAUAUAUUGGGAGAACAGGACAAACUUCAGGGCCAUAUUUCAUUUCCAUUGAAUUUGGACUUGGCUCCCUUCGUGAAGAAUGGAGUCGGAACAGAAAGUUGGGAAGUGAAUCUGCAAAUUGGGCAAAUAAAGCAUCAUUAUCAUCAGUCUUUCCCUUCAUUCAGUUACUUAAAUCUGCAAGAUGAUAAAAAGAUGUCAACUUGCUCCCAAAGUGAAAGAAAUUUUUCUACAGAAGUAGAAGAUACAGCUGCUUUGUGUGUCUCGGAUAAUUUUGGUGUUAGAAAACCAAAAUCGGAAUCAAUAUCAAGUUUGUACAAGGCUGGAGGCUACAAGGAGAUCAGCUUAAAUCAGCUGCCUCCACGUUCUGGCAAUCAGGGUGGAGCUUCCUCAACAACACAUUCCAAAAGUCACAAGUAUCAGCUGGCCUCUGUGGUGCAGCACUUUGGACUAGUUGGUAGCGGGCAUUACACCGUUUACAGACGGGUGACAGCCAAAAUUAGCGAGGACGAUCCUGCAGGACUACUGGGAUCUGCUGUAGAUCAGUGGUUUUGCAUCUCUGACACCAACGUGCAUAGUGUUUCUGAGGAAGACGUUCUGGACGCGGAAGCAACCUUACUAUUUUAUGAAAAAGUUUCCGAUAGUUCAAGUUUUGUCGAGUUAUAGCUGUUUGUAGUAAGCCUGGUAGUAGAGUGUAGGCUUAGGGUUUAGGGUUCAGGAUACUCACUGUGAGUCUAUUGUUAUGGGCAUUCUGUGUUUUGCCUGGAGAACUGGCUCUGAACUUAAUCAGAUUUCAGUAUACUUGUAUAUUGUUUCUUAGUGAGCAUUUGGUCAUGAAUAGUUCAA